CUGCUUUCGGUGCAUUUAUUUUUAUUUUAUUCUAUUUAACAACUACCCUCCUUGUGUCCUCGUGUCAAUUUCAAUUAUCUAUUUGCAGCCUAGCCUUUUAAAAGUUGUUUUACAAUUAAUUAUUGAAAUUCUUAGUUUGAGUUUGACAGUUAUUUUGUUCUAUAAUAGUUUUGGAUGUAGAGCGAGCAUACAAAAACAGUUAUUAUCUUAUUGAAUUUCAUCGGAGCUGUAUUAAAAUUAUUUACUAUUGCGAAGUAUCAAUACUGUGAAAGAUUUGUCAAAUGAACUUGUUUGGCAGGCUAUUUUAGUUAAUGCGUGUAAAUUCGCUUUUAUCGACUUAAACCAAAGUGCUGUGUAGCUUGCCUUUAAACGGUGUAUGAGACUUAUUUACAAACUAUCCUAGACUAGGCCUAAGCACUUUAUACUUUUAAGUACAACGUUGCCCUGGCAUUAUUUAUUUCUUUAAAUCUCCAUCCUUCCCAGAAAGGUUAUGUACUUCCUACUGAGUGAAGUUUGGGUUUAUCCAGUCUUCAGGCAUAUUCCUGGAUAUGGGGACAUGUUUUGGUCGGUUGAAAACUAUCAAAAAAAAGAGGAAGAGGCUAUGUCGACUUGAGCAUUCCUAUUACAGCAAAAACAAUGACAAAGUUGAGCUUCAUUUCUUAGUGGAAGAGGAUGAUUUUCUUACUCAGGAAAAAUACAAUGAAGAAAUACCCAGAUCUACAGAAAUAUCUAGACCUUCAAAGAUGUGUAGUAGGAUUUGCUCAUUCUUUAAACCUAACUCUUAUAAGCAUGUUCACAACGGGAACCACCUGAGGCUAGAAACACAGGUAGACUGGCCUGAGACCAAAUGUGAUUCUCCUAGUUCGACUGACAACCAUAAUGUUGGCAUCAGUGACAGUGAUAACAUACAGUUGGUAACACUGGAUGUGCUGUCGUUACGUAACAUACAGCCUCAGUGGAGACAAGUCAGUCUUACACCCCCCAGCUCUGUAGAUCUAGAGUGGGAGAGUGAAGACAUUGUUGGGAACAUGAUGCCUCUGUGUCAGCGUCGGCUGCUGAGCACGACUGAAGACUGUUCACUGAGCUCUGUGGUGGAAGGGAGUCCUGCAGAGUCCCUGGAGUGGGACAGUGGCGAGGGAGCGCUCGACACUGACACUGAACAGCUUAUCUGUGAAAUUGAGCGCCUGACUGCUAGAGCGCUGCGAGAGACAGGCGGGGAGUGGGCUGACAGAUAGUACAGCUGUUAGAUGUAUAACUGUAGUCGCCAGUCUUCCAGGGCAUACUCAAUGCCAGUGUCUGAUGGAUGAAGAUUGUAUUUCACCGUAGUGCCUACUAGAUCACCUGACCCUAAACAUCGGUGCUUACUACAUUUUAUUUUUGCUCAAUUUGAUACACAGUGCAGAUAAUGUUCUAUUUUAAAACAUAAGAGUUUACUUAUUUAUGAUGAUAAGUUAAAAUAAAACAUGUUUAUAAUCUAUUGAUGUUUAUAGAAAGCCAAGUAUUCAUAACUAAAUAAAAAAAAAACAGUAUCAGCAAUCUGACACAUACUUUCUGCCUCUCGCUUGUCAACAACCUUAAUCAUGGAUAAGCGGUGGGAGUAACUAUGAUAUUUUAUACUGUCAACCAAGUGAUACCUGGUCUAUGUGUAAUAUUAAAAUUUAUAUCUCGGGCCGUGGCAAUGACCGCAGCGUCGCAAAUAUGUGGCGAUCGGCAAUAAUCUAUAAUAUAAUUAAUUGAUUAUUAAUGGGAAUAAUAAUCGAUUAGUAUUUUUAUCGAAUUAUAAUCUAAAACAUACUUUAAUUUAAUUUGUUUUUAUUUAAAUUUUGUAAAUACACUUUUUCAAUACAUUCAGUAUUGCCAAAAAAUA
This is a messenger RNA of Macrosteles quadrilineatus (aster leafhopper), 1867 nucleotides long. RefSeq lists its product as uncharacterized. The transcript is spliced from 7 exons. The record is from RefSeq and is a predicted model, not a curated record. Bases 549 to 1235 code for a protein of 228 amino acids. NCBI's taxonomy places the organism in Eukaryota, Metazoa, Arthropoda, Insecta, Hemiptera, Cicadellidae.